CUCUCGCUCUUUUUCUCCCUAGGUGUAUACUAAAACAGCAUCAGCAACGGCGGUGAUGGCAUUGCAUCCGUGACUCUCUUCCCUGUACGAGAGAGUGACUUAAGACUUCACUGUGAAUUUCUACAUCUUUCGAGUCGAAGUAUUUUUAUUGAAAUAUAUCUUCAACUUACGUGAACUUGGUGUGUUUCCAGUUUUUCAAGAACCAGCAUCCGUUUGUUUCCAAGUUUUAUUCUGUGUAUUGUUAAGUGCAUUCAGUGCAGUUCUUCGAAACUUCCGGUAGUUUUCUGGGAAUUGUGUAAUUGCGUAUUCAGUGAAGAGUACCGAUUAAGUACUUGUGCUUGGAAACAAAAAAGAGAAAAACCAAAGAAAUAAAAUAUCAAGUCAGUUAGUUCUUGUGAUUUUUGAGUGCACCGAAGUUUCAAGUUUUCGCAAGCUUUUUGAUUUUUUUGCUAGUGCUGCGUAAUAGUGUUUAGUUCAGCGUGACAGUAUCAUACGCAGGAUGUAUCAUCAGAACAACCCCGGCCCGCUUUCGCCCCCGGCCUCGCCACAGCUAAACCAGAUCCAUAUUGAGCCCGUACAGCCUUCCGUAUUCAGCGUUGCAGUACUGCUCGGCGAAAAGCUCGCCAAUAAUACUGUAACUGAUAAGGCAUCUGAGCCCCAGCAGCAAUGCAUGGCACUGCCACCUACGCCACAGCCCUCGGACUCGGAAGAGGAGCUCGAGCCGCCACGAAAGCGCCAGUGUCUCGAGCAGUGCGAGCUCGCCAAGCUCUUAUUAGACGGGCCGAGUACGACACCACCCCCGAGCCCAGAACCCUCACCAACACCAUUAGCAGCAACUACCCGAGUCUCGGUGAUCAUGCGAGCGAACCUCGACGGGACUUGCACACCUGCCGAUCUUGCCAGUAUCUGCAACCAAACUCAAUUGGUUGAAAAAGCAUCCAUUCCCAAAGACGCUCCCAAGAUCCAGCAGCAAAGCACCCACGAUUACUACACCAAUCCGUCGGAGAACAUCCUCAAGAGUAUCAAAUUCAAGAUGAGCCUGCGCAAGGAGGAAAUCAUCGUUAACAACAAAAACACCGACCGUGAGCAGCUCAUUGCUAGCUGUCCCAUCGUAAAUAACAACAACCACCAACAACAGCAAAAGCCCAAUCCAUUAUCUAGCAGCCCGAGCCAAAUCCAACCAAAGCAACUCCAACCUCUGGCUCCCAAGCCCGCGCCUAUAGUCGUUACCGGUUUACUGAGCUCGUCCCUGGUCCUUCCCCGAGCACCACUGCUACUCGUAACAACGACUGCACCGCAUACCACCACGACAAGCAGUAAAAAUAACAACAGCAGUAGUUCUUCUUCCAACAGUAACAGUGGCUCCUCCUCCUCCUCCUCCUCCGUGCAUCAGGACUUUUCAGGCCGUAGACGUGUCUACGAGUGCGAUGCACCCGGGUGUGGUAAAAACUACUUCAAGUCGUCCCACUUGAAGGCCCACAAGCGCACCCACACGGGCGAGCGUCCCUUUCCCUGCCCGUACGAGGACUGCGAGCGCAAGUUCUCGCGUAGCGACGAGCUCUCCCGGCACAAGCGUACCCACACCGGCGAGAAAAAGUUCGCCUGUGCCGUCUGCCAGAGGCGCUUCAUGCGCAGUGACCAUUUGGCCAAGCACGUCAAACGCCACGCUCGCGACCGAGCCACCAACAACUCGGCCCCGGGUCCCAUACCCGGGGCAGGAGCGCACCAGCAGGCCCCCGCGCUCAGGCUCAGUUUGCUACCCCUUUUGGCGCCCAAACAGUCCACAACACUCGUUGUGUAAAAAUAUAUACAUGGUUGCUACUGCAGCUGCUGAGCUACAUUAACACCUGCGAUGCCUAAGUACACACUACGGUGGCGACCGAGAACUGCUAGAUCGCACUGUCCCUCGGAAGGGGACUCCAGGCCCAUUCGCUGUGCCUUUACAGUUCACGUGGCUCGCUUUGGUGAUUGUACGUUGUUACAAGUGUCUUUGCGUAUGCUACAACGAGCUAUACGGAGGUUGUGACGUGGAUGUCGGAUGUAAAAGAAGACAGGAGCAAACCGUUGUCCCCUGCGCUAUAUCUUUCUCUGAUUUCUACCGCGUUCGUUUUCUCUCUUCUUCUUCUGUUCCAGCUGUAUUUUGUACAUGUGCAGACAAAGAGGCUUUUCCGCACCUAACCCUGUAUUGGAGAGGAUGGGGAGCUGUGAAUACAAAUAUGUUGCAGCAGCACUUGACGAUUGAUGUGCAAUCGUAUGCCCAAGUGAUCGCGAGUUCACACGCUUUUUCUCGGAAAAUUUCUAACCGAAGUUUUGCGUAGUUAAUAUAAGUAUAUCGGUUGUGUUCGAAUGAGAAAUGGUUGAGGGAAAAAAACAGAAUUUAAAAAUGAAAACGCUCGUUAGUGGUGGUGCGAAAGAUAAAAUGAUGAUGGUAAUGAUGAAUACGUUGAGUAAUGACAUGUAUGAUUACAUCAGCACAUAAGUUGUACCUACCGAUUGCGCUACCGGUAAAUGUGUACCUAAAGUGUGUCUGUGAUCGUGUUUCACGUUUUAUUUAAUUUAAUUUAUUUUUUUCUUUCAUAAUUAUUAGAUACAUAGUGCAAAUUCAAUGCAAUACGGUUAAAUUACAUUCGAAUUAUUAACAUAAAUACGGUAUCGUUGUUAUUAAUGAAUGAUGUAUAUAUUGGAUCUGUACGUCGUGCUAUAUUGUUAUUAUGAAUGCUAUUUUUAAUGAAAAAAUCAAACAUGAUUAAUUUUUACGGAAAAGAUGUUGGUAUAUCGCAUAUUAUAUCUAUACAUUAACCACGACGCUUGCGUAGCCGUGCUACAGCAUUUCGUAUACAUUUUCCAAUAAGUCUAUUGUUGUUUACGUUGACAAUUUUUUCUUUCUUAUUUGUAAUGUACAUUAAUUAUGCGCGCGCCUACGAUUAACGCCAUAAGAUUGUAAAUACUCUAUGAUAAUUUUAUGUACAAUUUCAUGUAAAUAUUGUGUAUGUAAGGCGAUAGAAAUACAAAGAAUAAGAAGAUUUGCAUAAUAUCUUUCAAAGGAUGAAGAUAUAUAUCUACAUGCUAUUGUUUAUUUUUAAUCAGCAUACAUAAUGUCGCAAAAUAAUGAUACCUUAUCGAGGCAUUAAAUGAUCUUGAA
This is a messenger RNA of Copidosoma floridanum, 3142 nucleotides long. RefSeq lists its product as uncharacterized. Lineage: Eukaryota; Metazoa; Arthropoda; Insecta; Hymenoptera; Encyrtidae. Gene Ontology annotation, molecular function: RNA polymerase II cis-regulatory region sequence-specific DNA binding; DNA-binding transcription factor activity, RNA polymerase II-specific. The record is from RefSeq and is a predicted model, not a curated record. Gene Ontology annotation, biological process: regulation of transcription by RNA polymerase II.